Nannospalax galili (Upper Galilee mountains blind mole rat) is the source of this 4934-nucleotide messenger RNA. RefSeq names its product Kruppel like factor 3 (gene Klf3). Gene Ontology annotation, biological process: regulation of transcription by RNA polymerase II. The transcript is spliced from 6 exons. Gene Ontology annotation, molecular function: DNA-binding transcription factor activity, RNA polymerase II-specific; RNA polymerase II cis-regulatory region sequence-specific DNA binding. Lineage: Eukaryota; Metazoa; Chordata; Mammalia; Rodentia; Spalacidae. Bases 424 to 1458 code for a protein of 344 amino acids. The record is from RefSeq and is a predicted model, not a curated record.
CUGCCUCCACCCAAGUGGGUGGGGACCGCGCCCAGCCCCGCCGGCCGCGGCGGCUCCCGCUCCCCUCCCUGACCCUCCCACCCCGGCUCGCAGCCUCUACUUACCCCGCCAGCCCCGGGGAGGCUCGCAGAGCGAGCGGCGCCGGCGUCAUGUGACUGGCCGGACUUGGUGCCAAGGAGCCAGAGGGGAGCUGAGAGCAGAGCCGCGCGGACCCGAGAGCCCGCAGAGCCGAAGGCCGCCCGCCCUGCCUCCCGCGCCGCCCGAGCUCUUCGCCGUACCCUGCGCCGCUGGGCCUGGCGCGCUGACCUUCCCGCUCACGGGGCACCGGGCGCCGGGGAUCCGGGCCUUGCUUUCCCGGCGGGUUUCCGCACCGCGCUUCGCAAAACCAAACUCCAGAACACCCUAGAAGGUUUAACUAAAAGAAUGCUCAUGUUUGAUCCAGUCCCCGUCAAGCAAGAGGUGAUGGACCCUGUCUCGGUGUCCUACCCAUCGAAUUAUAUGGAAUCGAUGAAGCCCAACAAAUAUGGGGUCAUUUACUCUACACAGUUACCAGAUAAGUUCUUUCAGACCCCAGAAGGCCUUUCGCCUGGAAUACAGAUGGAACCAGUGGACCUCACUGUGAACAAGCGGGGCUCCCCACCCUCGGCUGGCAAUUCUCCUUCCUCCCUGAAGUUCCCAUCACACCGGAGAGCGUCACCUGGGUUGAGCAUGCCUUCUUCCAGCCCACCCAUUAAGAAAUACUCGCCCCCUUCCCCGGGUGUGCAACCCUUCGGUGUGCCACUGUCCAUGCCCCCUGUGAUGGCUGCUGCCCUCUCCCGGCACGGAAUCCGGAGCCCGGGCAUCCUGCCUGUCAUCCAACCUGUCGUGGUGCAGCCCGUUCCCUUUAUGUACACCAGCCACCUCCAGCAGCCACUCAUGGUCUCCUUGUCGGAGGAGAUGGAAAAUUCAAACAGUAGCAUGCAAGUACCUGUAAUUGAAUCAUAUGAGAAGCCCAUAUUACAGAAAAAAAUUAAAAUAGAACCUGGGAUUGAACCACAGAGGACAGACUAUUAUCCUGAAGAAAUGUCACCCCCUUUAAUGAACUCAGUGUCCCCCCCGCAAGCAUUGUUGCAAGAGAAUCAUCCCUCAGUCAUAGUGCAACCUGGGAAGAGGCCUCUACCUGUGGAAUCCCCCGAUACCCAAAGGAAGCGGAGGAUACACAGAUGCGACUAUGACGGCUGUAACAAAGUGUACACUAAGAGCUCCCACUUGAAAGCACACAGAAGAACACAUACAGGAGAAAAACCCUACAAAUGUACCUGGGAAGGCUGCACAUGGAAGUUUGCUCGGUCUGAUGAACUAACAAGACAUUUCCGAAAACAUACUGGAAUCAAACCUUUCCAGUGCCCGGACUGUGACCGCAGCUUCUCCCGCUCAGACCAUCUGGCCCUUCACAGGAAACGCCACAUGCUAGUCUGAACGCUUGUCUCCUGCCUGGUCACGACUCCCACCUUCCUGGCUCUCCCUCUCUCUGUCUCUCUCUUUCCUCCUGCCCAUUGUCUAACUCAUUUUUUUACUUGUACAUUUUAAUUUUGAUUCAGCUGGUCUGAAUCUCUGAAUUUAUAUCAUUCAAAACUUCCAUAUGGUCAGUAGUAGAUACUCUAUAAUCUUCCCUCUCCUUACCACGGGUCAGACCUAAAGAAUGUGAACGCUUUUCCGGGGAUGCUAAGCAAACCCUUUUUACAGAUAACGUUUAAUGUCAUGAGAACAAGAGAACAUGUACAUUAACAUAAGCAAUUUGUUGGUUCUCCAUGUAUUCCUAAAAAGAAUGUCAAAGUAAAUGUAUUAGAAAUACAGUAUCCAGCCUACUAGUCUUUGCCAGAGACCUUCGUACCUCAGCCACACCAUCCUGUUUUACGUUCGACACCAAAAAGAACGUGGUCCCUUUCACAACUUAACAAGAGCCACAGGAAGAUGUCAAUCCGCUCUGCCAGUGCCGUUCCCACCGCUUGCUUGUCAGACUGGAUUACCACUUCAAGUCAAGUCCUUUGUGCCUGAAGCUCGUGUGACGGGCUUUGGGGCCACUGGGAGAGGAGCCAAAGCUACUGGAUUCAGUGGGCUCCCAUAGUGAGGGGCAGACGCAGAGGGCAUUGUCCUCAACAUGGGUUAGUUGUACAGUGCAUUUGUUGAGAGUUUCCAUCUGAGCAGAACUGUGCUGCCAAGACAGAUACCUCUGGGGUUAUCUGUGCUGCCUUCUCCGUUCCCGAAAGAUCCUUUGUAUGGAUCACAAAGCUUUGAGUAAGGAAUCGACAAUAUUUGCCUAGUAAUGUUGAAAAAAUCUUUUGGGUCAGAGUAUGAAUGGUCUUUUAUCCAACCUGCUUUGAGCAUUUUUGCAAACAGGAAAAUGUUGAGUGGUACUUGUAUUCAUUCCCAUAUUGAAUUAGUCACAUAGCUUUUCUAUGGAAUUUUUCUGUGUGGGCUGUGUAGUGCCAAACUGGCUGUCAUUUGUGCUAUGGCACACAGUGGAUGUGAGCAUCUGCUGAGCUUUAGGGGAUUCAUUCAAGACCUGAGUGACACUGUUUGUAAAUAUAACUUGUGUGAAGCACACAGAUCUUUAUUUUGGUAACAGAUUUUUGAAAAAGAGAAAACCACAGUUCAGGGAUUUAUAUAUGUAGCUUGAAGAUUCCUAAAAGUCUCUACUAGAGCUAGCAGUUCCUGUUACUGUUAAGUGUCCUGUUAGAACAAACUGAAAAGAAUGACUCGUGUUUAUGUUGAUGAUAAAUAGCACCAUUAUUGGGGGAAGUUUUUUUCAAAAGCAGGCUUUUGAAUACCAUAGUCUAAAUGCCAAUGAAAAAUUAUUCACACAUAGAAAUGCCAUUUGGCCAUAAAUUUGAAGAAAAUGGGCACGGUGGUCAAAUAUGGCUGCAUAUGACCAGGGGCCCCUUCAUUCCCCACAAAGGAUGGAGGAGGAGGAAGAGAGAAGAAUCCUGAAGAUUCAUCCCCACCACAAUGUGGGAGGAAUACAUUACUUAAUUGCUCUUAAACAUCAUUGAAGGGGUGGUGCUGGAGGCUUGCAGAUGUGUGGGGAGCUUACUUUGAUGGCACUAUGUUAAAAGUUGCAGGGACUGCGCAGUGAGGGCUGCUCAGCCCUGUGAACGAGCUGAAAGGAAAUGGAGGUAAAAAUGCAAAGAAAUGUUCUCUUGGCACUUGGGUUCCUUUUCUUUCCCUUUUUAGCACUGCAGAAUCUGUUCAGACUAGUAAAACACGCUGAUGAGGCUAUUGCUUUUUUGUUUGUUUGUUUGCAACUAAGACAUGAAUUGAGGAGUAGAAAUGGUUUGGAAAAGUAGGGAUCAGUGGUAAGUCACAUCAUGCCAGCAGGUUCAUGUCUUGAAAGGGUUCUGCAACACACAGAAUCUAGUUUGUUGUACAAGGAAGUUUGUUUCAGUUGUAUGUUCUAACCUACUUAGAAGGGGAAAGGGUUCAAGAAAGGACAGAAUUAACCUUGAAUCAGCUAUGCAUCUGAGUAGUAGCUUUGUGGGUUCAUGUGAAAUUUGAUGCCUGCUAUGCCAUUUAAAUUUUGUUCACAAUACUAUGCUACAUUACCGUGUUGCUUGCCUAUGUCAUGUUAACAGUUCAAUAGAGUGAUCCAUGUUAACUCUGAAAGAAAAGUAACCCAGUGAAGCCAUUCUCUAUUCUUGGUCUGAUAAUACAUUAGUUAAUUGGCCCUUACCAAAUUUUCUUUAUAUAUAUAUUUUUUACUAUGGUAGUUGAGAAAUUUAGUCUUUUAGUCAUUUUUAGCUGUUAUCGUGGCAGACCUCAGACACAAGAUAAGAAGCCCUUGAAAGGUGAUUUUAAUGAUAUACCAUGUUACUGUCAUGGUUAGUUUAAUUGCAGUGUUUUGAAUUAAUGAGAAUGAUCUGUAAACCUAAAGUCCAGUGCCAUGUAAUUGUGACAGAGUUUAUUCAAUUACUGCUCAAGUGUCAUCUUGGAGAAGUUACGAAAAUUAAAUCAGAAUCCUUAUUGUCACAUUUUAUAAUGUGAGUCAACAUCCUUAAAAGGGCAUUUAACUGUCCAAAUCACUUGGUUUGGAGAAUGUUUCCAGCAAAGCUUUGUUCAGCUAAGGUGAUGCUAAACACGCAGAAGUUUCAAGAGCCUUGAAACAGAAUUACAGGGAAUAUGUAUAUGUAUAUGUAUGUUUUAUUAAGCACCCAUCUGCACUAUCCGUAUUGCACAAAUGUGGAAUUUGAAAGACUAUUUUGCUGAUACUGUAUAUCUGCACAUCAUUCCUGAUUAGAUUGUUUUAAAGACAAUCUUAGAGAUCGAAGGUUUUUAAGUAAUUUGGUUUGAAAAUACACAGUUGUCUUGAAGGAAUUGCUGACAUACAUGAAGUCACUUGAGUUUUCUUUAUUCUCUUCUUGGUCAAGGUUAACAGUUUCUAAAGAGUGAAAAUUCACCUAAGUAAUACAUUUACAAAGCCAUCUUACAUGCAUUAAACGAGGGCUACAACUUGUUUUACAAAUACUAGCACUUUUUUUUCCUGUGAUGUACUUAGUAUUAGAGGGUCAAAAUAAUCUUUCUGCUUAGCAUCUCUUAAACCAUCCCUGCAAGUAUAGCAGGAUUAUUACAUUUACAGUACUUUAAUACUUGUAUAAACUAUGCAGAAAUUUUUAAUAAAGUGUAAUAUAUUUUAUAAGCUAAUAAGACUGAAUGGGUAAAGGUUUUUAGCAUGCAUUAGUAUACUUGCAAAUACUGAAACAUUUUGGUAAUCUUUCUUACUAAAGAUGUGAAUGUUUAAUGUACCUUCUGUUUCUACUCUGUAGUCCAAUGGGAAUUCAGUAAUGACAUUUUGUCAUGUCCAACUGUGAACAUAAAUUUGUACUGUACAGUCCUCAUAUACUAUAUACAGUAUGCAAUAUAUGUAUUAUAUACUUGUUAAUAAAACCAUCAGAAUAUUA